This is a messenger RNA of Rhopalosiphum padi (bird cherry-oat aphid), 736 nucleotides long. Its product is annotated as protein KTI12 homolog. Lineage: Eukaryota; Metazoa; Arthropoda; Insecta; Hemiptera; Aphididae. The transcript is spliced from 6 exons. Bases 1 to 714 code for a protein of 237 amino acids. The record is from RefSeq and is a predicted model, not a curated record.
AUGCUGUACGACAGCGAACAUGAAAUUCAAAAAUACUUCACUGAACAACAGAACAGAGAAGUUAUUUUAAUAUCUGAUAAUGAAAUAAUUUCAAAAAUGAAUUUGGACAAGAAUGUUUUGUAUUUAGGAUUUAGAUAUGAAUUGUAUUGUUCUUCUAAAAGUUUGAGUACACCAAAGUGUUUAGUUGUGUGUGAUAUUUCAACUGAAAAAGCUUGGGAGCUAAAUGAACGCAGACCUGAACAAGAAAAAUAUAUUAGGAAAACAUUUAAUGAUCUUGUUAUGAGAUAUGAAGAAUCAAAUCAUUCAAAUAGAUGGGAUUCACCAUUGAUAAAUUUACAAUUGGAUGACACUUUGCCCGCUGAAGACAUUCGAAAAGCAAUUUUUGAAGUUGCUGCUCCUGUACCAAAUCAAUCGACAAUAAAUGCUCCAUUAAAUUCUAGUUCAUAUUUGUAUGAUUUAGAUCAAAAAACACAAGAAGUAAUUAAUUCAAUUAUACAGUUGAAGAAACAAGGUGUGGAAGGAGAAAAUAUUGAAUUAGUAGAUUACGGAGGAAAAUAUCUGAACAAAUUGGACAAAAGCAUCUCAUUGGUGCAGCUUGCUAAGUCUAGGGAACAGUUUCUAUCUUAUGCCAAAAGCCAUGUUUCAGUUACAAAUAGCCAAUCAAAUAUUAUUAACGUGUUUAUAGAAUUCCUGAAUAACAAUGUUACUUGUUGAAAAAAAUGAUUAUUAUUUAUUU